Volvox carteri f. nagariensis is the source of this 936-nucleotide messenger RNA. RefSeq lists its product as uncharacterized. Bases 1 to 936 code for a protein of 311 amino acids. The transcript is spliced from 4 exons. The record is from RefSeq and is a predicted model, not a curated record. Lineage: Eukaryota; Viridiplantae; Chlorophyta; Chlorophyceae; Chlamydomonadales; Volvocaceae.
AUGGACCAGUGUAACGACGCAAAUGCCAAUCUGAGCAUCCCGGGUUACGCCUUUGCUGUGUUACAAUGGUAUCGAGACGGGACCGCACGAAUUCCGAAAAAAACUUCGGGUCGGCGGUUCGAUUCUGGCAACCAGCAAGUCGCAAAUUGGCGAUUUCAUGGUGUAAUGGAUAAACCAGCGCACUGGCGCGAGCAUAUUGAGACUUUCCGAUCAGCCACCUUAAAUGAUCAGGCUGCAAUACCUUGCAUGGAGAAGACAUUUGCUUCAGUAUUGGAGUCAUUGAAACAGCCUGAAGAUGAGCCUCGUGCAGCUCCUAUGGCCUUUGCUCAGAAAGCCACAGAUGACCUUCAGUCUUUGCUUGAAGCAGUUGCUUCUCAAGUUCAUCCUGAUGAUAACUGUGAUGAUGAUAUGAAGACAAGCACUCUUGUUGCAGAAGAAUGGCAGAAAAGAUUUGGAGAAGGUGCUUCUAUCCAUAGAGAUGAGGAAACCCUAUUCAUGGAGCCUGAAGUGCCACCACUCUUCAGUACCUGGGGAUUCGGACUACAGCCUAGGACAUUUUCUGGUUUCUUAAAUGGUUUUCCAACAUCUGGAAUUUCUAUUGAAGAAGAUGAGGAUGGUGAGGAGGAUGGUGAGGAGGAGGAGCAGAAGGUGGCGGCGGCAGCGGCGGCAGCGGCGGCGGCGGUGGCGGCGGCGGCGGCGACGGAGGCGGAGGAGGAGGAGGAGGAGGAGGAGGAGAAGGAGGAGGAGGAGGAGGAUAUGACCAACAGGUGCUCCAAUGCACCACAGCAGCAGCUGCUGGUGCUGCUGCCGGUGCUGCUGCUGGUGGUGGUUGUGGUGGUCGUGGUGGUGGUGGUCACGGUGGAGGUGGUGCUGGUGCUGGUGCUGCUGGUGCUGCUGGUGCUGCUGGUGCUGCUGGUGCUGCUGGUGCAAAGAUAG